This is a messenger RNA of Pseudoliparis swirei, 6660 nucleotides long. RefSeq names its product KIAA1549-like b. Bases 1 to 4059 code for a protein of 1352 amino acids. The record is from RefSeq and is a predicted model, not a curated record. The transcript has 22 exons. NCBI's taxonomy places the organism in Eukaryota, Metazoa, Chordata, Actinopteri, Perciformes, Liparidae.
AUGGCUCCCGGUUUGAAGGGUCACCUCGGAGCCGGCCGAGCGGCGCGAAGGACGGACGCCGGACGGGAAGUGAGGCGCUCGAGCGCGGGGCGGCGAGCCGCAGCGGCGGGGAUGCUCGCCCACUGUCUGCUGUCUGCGGGGAUGCUGUCGCUUCUUGUCCGGUGCGCUGUGGCCGCAGAGGAAAAAUCCCCCGAUGAUGCUUCCGGCUCCUGGUCUUUCCCAGUCACCGCUGCUCCUGCUUAUCCAUCGGCUGACCUGCCCGUGGCGGAGGAGGUGCCUUUCUCAGUCGUCCAUUCAGAUGGCGACUCAGAGACUGAGGGCAAAGGUUUAUCAGGGCAGCCGGCCUUUUCUUCCGUCUUAACCGUCAUGGCAGGAACUGUCAAACGUCCAGUGAGCCUUGAUCAAAGUAGAACCUCGCCGACCAUCACCAGGGACGAGAUCCGCACCACCCAAUGGCCUUCGCAUAGUUCCAGCCACGGCUCAGAGAUGUCCUCCUCGUCUUCGCCUGUGGGAGACGUGAUCACCCUCACCACCUCAGGGGCGGGGUCAGAGGAGUUAACUGCUGGAACAUCCAGAGCAGUUGCGCACACUUUCGCCCCCUCCCACUCAGCCAGAAUCCCCCUCUCUGCUGGGCCCACCGAGAGGACACCUCAGGUAUCACCUCUGCACCCUCGCCAGGACCUCGCCACCACAACUGUAGCUUCAACCGCCAAAACUAAACGCCCCACCACGCCCACGCCUUCCCCAAGAGUCACCGCCGUGAACACACAGCCUAUCACCACCACCACGGCGCGGCCUGCACCCGUCACCAGGAGGACGACCACCACAACAACGAGGACUCAAACCAGCAGGAGGACAUUCACGCCAACUUUUCCCAGAACGCACCCUCCCAGGGAGACCUCCGGCAUCUUCGUAUCCCCUUUUACCACCACCACAGAGGCGCCGCCACAGCAGUGUAACAUCACAGAGAGAUUGUGGGUGAAAACAGUUGUUUCCAUUUAUGUGAGAAGAAACAGGCUGGACAGCAUUCAGAGGCAGAACCUGCGAAGGGGACUAAGUCAAGGCCUCCAGAAAGCUCUGAAUGAUACUUCUGCCCAAGCACAGGUGGAGACAGUAUUUGGUUCUCCCAACAUGACGGUGGCUUACCAUGUGACUGGAGGGGACAUGGUUUACCCUCCCUCUGUGGUGCUUGAAGGCUUGGACGCUUAUGGCCGUGAUAAGCUGAUUUCAGACCUGCGACAGUACCUCCCCAUGGUAACAGCCCUGCCCCUCCCAGUUUCAUUAUGGAGAUCCAGACCAGCCACUGGCUUCCAGCUGAAAACAGUGCUACAGUUUGUGGGAGCAGGCGAUAAUCCCCGGUCCUGUCGCUUCUCUCAAAUGAUGGAGCAGAGGCUGGAGAGGGUGUUUUCUGAAGCUCAGGCCAAAGUGCUCAACAGCAACAACAGACUCUCUGUCCAGAUGCUGAGUGUGUCCCAGGCAGCCGGUUCUCCCGCCGUGUCGUUGGUCUACACUGUGAGGAAUGGGACUGUCUAUCUUAAUGGCACCACGGCCUCAAACCUCCUUGGUCAGCUGUCAGCUGAGCUGGUGGGCUACUUCCUCUUCUACCCACCACUGAUGAUUGCUGAGCCACUGGAGUACCACAAUCUGAACACCUCCAUCGCCACGAGAGACCUCUGGGUUAUUACAGUGAUCCAGGAUGUGGACAACGCCAGCCUGGAGGGACAGUACCAAAGCUUCGCCAGUGUCAUGGAGCAGCGGCUGGCAGAGCUGUUUGUGUUGGCAGGGCAGCAGGGCACCCGGUUCAGACGAGCCACGGCUGUGGGCAGCUACACUGUUCAGAUGGUGAGCAUCCGUAAGUUGUCAGUGUUGAAGAAUCCAGCGGAGAUGACCUACUACGUCCAGCACAAUGGCGUUCCUUUAUCGGGCGCAUCCGCUGCCAAGGUCCUGAACACGGUGGAUUCUCAGACCAUGGCGCUCACCCUGGGCUACUUCGUCCAGCUGCAAGCGGAACCUGUGGUCAAGAACCCUCCUAAUAACCUUUGGAUAAUCGCUGCAGUGUUGGCUCCCAUCGCCGUAGUAACACUCAUCAUCAUCAUCAUCGCCGCUGUGCUGUGCCGGAAGAAUAAAAAUGACUUUAAGGCCGAUGCCAUCGGCAACCUGAAUCCCCGAGCGAAGAUGGCGUAUCGGAGAGACGUGGGCUAUUUUCACCAGCCGGUCCAGGGUUUUGACUACGCCAAGCAGCACCUGGGCCAACAGGGAGGAGAUGAGGAGACCCUGCCUGCCAGUCAGGAUACCUUAGUCAUGUCUCUACAGAUCCGGGACACACCACGCUCACUAGAGAAGGCUUUGCAGCAGGACGGAACUGUCAGCAAGAAGAGCCUCCCCUCUGACAAACACAAGAGCAAGUUGCCGAGCGAGGACGGUUCCGUCAUCAGCAACGAAUCAGAGAAGCUGAAUUCCAGCCGGAGCUUGACGGCGCUGAAAGUCACAGCGCAGCAGAAACGGACCAAGGAGGAGACGUGCAAGAGGGACGAUCCAUAUGACACCUCCUCCGGCUCCGUGCAGCUCGUCUCCAUAAAGCCCGUGGCGGCUCAGCCGCACUACGCACACCCCGCGUCCUCUGACCGCAGCCAGGACUCGGCCAUCGCCAACGGAGAGGUGAACUUGGCUCUGAAGCAGAAGUCAGACAUUGAGCACUACAGAAACAAGCUGAGACUGAAGGCUAAGAGGAAGGGCUAUUAUGACUUCCCUUCCGCAGACGGCGGCAGCGGCGGCGGUCGAGCCGCGGUGCCGAGACAGCGGCACGGCCACGAGAGGGCAGCCGGUGAGCAUGGCAGACCACUGGAGCCUGAUGAUGAGCGAGGUUCCACUUAUGUCAAGUCUCACAGGAGGCACUCCCAAGUCGGGCAGCCGGCCUAUCGCAGCAGACAGAGUCUGAGCAGUCCCAGUCCUGGAGGAACAGAGAUGGACCUGCUCGUGAUGAGGGAGAGGCCCAGGAGAGGCAUCCGCAACAGCGGCUACGACACCGAGCCGGAGUUGAUCGAGGAGACGAAUGUUGACCGUCUCGUGGGGCCACGGGGAUUUAUGUACGGCCAGGGCUUGAAAGGCCACUCGGAGACCUCCACGCUGAGCUCACAGCCGUCCAUCGACGAAGUGCGACAGCAGAUGCACCUGCUGCUGGAGGAGGCGUUCAGCCUGGCAUCGGGGGGCCAGUCCACAUCCGGAAGACAUCACCACCACCACCACCACCACCACCCGCCUCCUGACCACUACGGCCCUGCGCCGCCUCCCCUCCCCUACGCAGACGUGGUGACCAGCGCUCCGGGGACGAUGAGCUGUGGCUUGCAGUGGGUACCGUCCUACGGUGGAGAAAUGUGUCAAUGCAGCCUGCCCAAACCGGCCUUUCGCUUCACCCAGCUUCCUGAGAUGGCCACGGGCUGUCCUCCCCCUUUACCGCCUCGUAAUGGACCCCCUCCCGGGACCUCCUUAAGGCGUUCAUCUUCUGACUUGGGACCGAAAGCGAGGAGCUCAGCGACGUCUGUCCCUGAGAUGCAGAGUCAAUAUGACAACAACCCGUACGGGCCGACACCCAGAGCAGCACUUCCAUCUCUCACUGCAGAGCAGCCUGUGUCCAACUACUCAGGAAACCCAAUAACAGCCGUCUAUGCCAUCCCAGCCACCAGGCCCGGCUACUCAGAGUACUUUGUCUCCACGCCAGCCACGUCCUACCACAGCCCCUCCUGGAUGUCCUAUCCACCUGAACCGGAGGACGUGCCGCCACAGUGGGCAGACUCCGUUCCUCUGCCUGGGUAUUUCGAGGCUUUUCCUCAUCCCCGCUACCCCCAGGGGAGCCCCACCAGGCUGCCCCUGCAGUACAACCAGGCGCUGGAGCAGCCACCCACGUCCUCCAGCACCGCAUCCCAGCAGAGGCUGCCUCAGGCGGUGAAGGACAUGGACAGCAUGCCCCUGAGCAGCCUCUCCACCUCGGCACUCGUGCAGGCCAUCCGGCUGGAGGUGGCCAAGCUGGCGAAGAAGCAGAACGACGUGUUUGAGUUUUAAUUUGUAUUUCUCCCCUCUUGUAUGCAAGAUAUGGUAAAACUGUGGAUUGGUCUUCAACAGUACACAACGUUUUUUUUGACCUUUUUACUGUAACAAUACCCACUGAUUGAUUUUUGUUUACACACCCUGGGGUGUAUUGCAGCUCCUGAAAAGAUUGUUUUAUUUUUAGAAGAAAAAAAAUGCCAUCCUCUAUUGAUGAUGUCCAAAGUAACUACAUGCAAUUUUUCUUCUUUUUCUAUGAGAAGAGGGGGAAAAAAAGUAGCAUUAUUGUCAGUACUAAGAAGACCAAAUACUUUCUGUCAGAUGCGAUAAGUAUAACCACAGUGUAUAAGAGCAUGUACAGUAUUUGGACAUCAUCUAUCUUUUCUUCUUUUAUGAAUCGUUAGCUUCAACAAAACGAUCUAAAUCAAAAUCACUUCAUUCAGGCAUCCGUACCACAUCAAUCCACCACCAACUCUUCACUUUAUUUCCACAUCAGAUACCAACACCAUAAGAGCUACUUCAAAUUGAGAAUAUAUAUGUAUCUGCCUUUUUCAUGUGCCCAAUUGAACAUGAAAUCUUAAGUUGCACCUACGAUGAUGUCACUCAUAAAUGGACAUUCUUGCAUUUAUAUAUCUGAAAAUAUAGAAAAGCAUCUAUCUCUCAUAUUUUUGGGUGCGCACAAAGUACAUUGACUUGAUUGACAUCGCGUAAAUACUUAAAAACAUGACCUUUUAGAAACCCUUAUGAAACAGUAAAGUUAUUUCAUAUUUGCACAGAGUUUUAUGAAUAGCCCAUGCACGGGCGUUAGGAUGCAAAGAUGAUUUAUUGCACAUUCAACUCCAAAAUCUUUUCUCACAAAACAAAUGUCCUUUGCUCUUGUUCAGUUCAGCUCUAAACAAAGUGAGCCUUGUUUGUUUACUGGCCUUCAGGCGUCUGAAUGGUCUCAAUGGGUGCAUUUCAUGAAUGAAGACAAAGUUCAUGUAAACUACUGACCUAAUGAAGGUCUUACAUCAGUACUCCUGUUCUAAGAAGUUUUACGUGCACAAACCAUUGUGUAACCUUGUGAAUGUCUGCCUGAGUGUCGACUCUGAAUCAGUGGACAGCACAGUAGUUUUAUUUUCCCAAGAAAGGUUUCAGCAGCUCUUUGUUCAGUGUAUCAACGUGCCCUGGAAUCAUCCAGUUUAAAUAUGCUGAGGUCGACGUUUACCUUCAAAAGCUAAUUGAUGAAUUGCAAAAAAACUUUAAACUGCUCCUUCACAUUAGAAAUCAAUAUGAAUUAUGAUAGAAAUCAUCUACAUAGGUCAUGAGAGCAUCACCAUUGAAGAAGCGGUCAAAUUAGAUGAAACAAAAGACUGCAGACGUAAAUAAAAUCCUAAUGAGCCUUCUGAUAGCUAAGGACAUUUAGGAAACUCGUGCUUGCUCGUAUUAUUCCAGCAGCGGAGGUUAAAUCUCUCAUGAGUGGAAGAUCGGGACAGUCAUGAUCCAAUUAAGCUUUUUGAUGACAUGAUUGAAUUAAUAUCUUGAAGCUGCACAUUUAUCUGCAUCCCUUAAUUGGCCAGUCAGACCGGAGCCGCCAUACCAGGCAGUGCACAACACUAAACUACAAACUAUUCAAUGGAAGAAAAAGUCAUUAAAUCAUUGCACACUUUCUCAGAAAGACUUGCAUUUCCCAGUGGCAUACAUUCCUUCAAUUGUUUCCUGAUGAGCCUGUACCUGUAGGCCUGUACAGGUGCUGUGAUGCAGUGGUUCUCAACCCUUUUUAAAAAAGUGAUGUACACACUCUGGAAUUUUCUUUUUCAGCCAAGUACCUCCCAACCAGCGCAAGGCAUUUUUGGUUGAAAAAAUGAUGUAAUAGUUUAUGAACACACACUUAUAUUUUAUUGAAUUUCCCCAGGGGUACACAUACCCCCAUUUGAGAACCACUGCUGUAAUGUGUUUGCAUAAACAUUGAGAUGCUACUGUUACUAUAUUAUUGAAAAUCACAUGGAAACUGAUGAGUAACGUCUAAGCUGGCAUACGAUAGAUGGCAGUUGUGACAUAAGAAAGAUGUGUGAAAAUGGCUUCAUAUAAUUUCAUUUCAUUGGACAGUAUUGUUAUUAUAGCAAUCAUGGAAGAAUUUAGCCUUUUUGCAUUAUGGAUCCUUGUCCUGUUCCAAGAAAUUUUCUUUUAUACUCAUGCCUGUUGGUGUCUAAAUAGGUAUAAGGAAAAACUGUAUGUCUUAUACACAACAAGAACUUUGUUGUUGCUUUUUUUCCCAAUAUUCCUUUAACCCAUUAUUCAGAGGAGCACUUCAUGUCUUAAGAACUGUACUUAAUACAGUCAAACCAUUUUGUGUUUACCAGAAGUGAUGGAUCAUUGAAAAUAUUUUGCGAUAUUAAAUAAAAUACAUAUUAAAAAAAUUAUUCAUUCAAUAAAAUGAUACAUAAAGUGAGCUAAACCUAUUAAAAUCAAUGUAUUUUUGUCUCCCUAACAGGAUUCUCAUUUCCUUUUCUCAUGUGCUUGAUCUUGUCAUAUUUGAUGUUCCUCUGAGAUUGAUUUGAAAGUGAGACAAAUGGAGAAUGAAAGAAAUAUUAGCCUACAUGAUUGAAAUUAAAUAAAAGAUUUUAAUAGACAAAUCAA